UGGCAAAAUAUUAUUCUUUAUUUUAGAAAUUUUUAUAGUUCACCGUUAGAAGCGAUUAACGAAUUCGGCUCGUUCUACCAUCUUUGGACGGGAUUUGUUUCUAUUGCUUGUCUCUAUAAUUAUUUAACAAUUGUUUUAAUGGUGUUUGAUGAUGUUUAUAAUUAUUAUUAUAAUUAUUGGAUUUAUGCAAAUAUCCUUUUGGAUUUCGUAAAUAUCUUAGAUAUUGUUGUGCAAUCGAACUUCUUGCUUGAUAUUUUGGCUAUACUACCACUUGAUUUUCUACUUAUAGUUCGGCCUGAUUUUGUUUGGACAAGAACAAAUAGAUUAAUUAAAAUAUAUCGGAUAUGGGAUUUCGUUAGAUUAACCGAGACUCGGACUAGUUUUCCUCAAAUAUUCCGCGUAUUCAAACUAACGAUUAUUUGUUACAUAAUAUUUCAUUUAAACGGAUGUUUAUUCUUUUUCAUCAGCAAGCAAUAUAAUUUCGAAACUGCAUUUAUCGAGGAUUGGAUCUUCUCGUAUGACAAAAUAUCAGAUCCUGUUGUACCAUAUUCUGACUUUGCAAGAAAUUCGCCCAACAUUACUUUUUUUCACACUGGGCAGAUAAAUCAAAGUUAUGUGGAAGAUCUCAUGCACUACUGGCAGAAUAAAACAUUAUCUAUAAAGUUUGGCAAUUUUAUAAAACAAUACGCACUAAGCUUUUACUGGUCAGCGUUGACACUGGUUACACUUGGCGAGCAGCCACCUCCUAAUAAAACGUCUCAAAACGCCUUCGAAAUUAUCGUCACUCUACUUGGAAUUAUCAUUUUUGCCGUCAUAGUCGGUGAAAUAGGUAGUGUGGUAAUUAAUAUGAAUGCUGUAAGAGCCGAUUUUGAAGAAAAGUUGGACGGUUGCAAGCAAUAUAUGAUUUUCAGAGAUGUACCAUCUCAACUUCAAGAGCGUAUAAACGGCUGGUUUGAAUAUGUUUGGGAACAUGGCCAAGCAAUCGUUGAUGAAGAGGCAAUCGCUGAGUUUUUACCGAGUCGUCUCUAUGCUAGUCUCGCAGUUUCAGUUCAUAUGGCAACGCUCAGGAAAGUCAAAUUAUUUGAGGAUUGCGAGGCAAAGCUUUUAUUUGAGCUCAUUCUCAUGCUUAAACUGCAAGUGUUCAGUCCAUUUGAUUAUGUUUGCAAGAAAGGCGAUAUUGGUAAGGAGAUGUAUAUUGUGAAAGAAGGAGAAUUAGAAGUAGUAAGUGAGGAUGGAGAUAUAGUUUUCGCCACACUUCGCGCUGGAACUGUUUUCGGCGAGCUAUCUAUUCUCGACAUUCCAGGCAAUAAAAAUGGUAAUAAAAGAAGUGCAAACGUUCGUUCCGUUGGUUAUUCCGAUUUAUAUGUUUUAACUAAAAGCGAUUUAUGGGAAAUAUUAGCUGAAUAUCCUCAUGCGAAAUCAUUGUUGAUAGCAAAAGGUAUUUCGAAGAAUUUUAAAAAAUUUCCGACUGGAGAAAAUAAUUUUCAUUUAGUGAAUUUUGUAAUUCCACCAAAAAUAUCUCUCUUAUUGAUCAGAAAUAUUGGCCACAGCUUAAUAAUUGUUUAG
Dracunculus medinensis (Guinea worm) is the source of this 1566-nucleotide messenger RNA. The record is from the annotation of a GenBank genome assembly. NCBI's taxonomy places the organism in Eukaryota, Metazoa, Nematoda, Chromadorea, Rhabditida, Dracunculidae.